Molecule: messenger RNA, 426 nt
Organism: Penicillium diatomitis
Lineage: Eukaryota; Fungi; Ascomycota; Eurotiomycetes; Eurotiales; Aspergillaceae
Product: GFA family protein
Exons: 2
Coding region: 1-426 (141 amino acids)
Molecular function (GO): carbon-sulfur lyase activity
Source: RefSeq, a predicted model, not a curated record
AUGCCGAAAGGAUCCUGUCUUUGCCAUCAACUCCAAUACGAGUACCAAGGCGAUCCCCUUAUGAAGGCAAGUCAUACUUUAGUUGUGAUGGACAGAGUUCUCGCAAGCUCAUUUAUCUUCGGUAGCACCAACACCUUCAACUUACUGCUUCCACAUGACAAGCUCACCAUUACGAGUGGUACCCCAAAACAAUAUACUGAGACGCAUGAAAGUGGGGAGAAUUUGACAGUCUUCUUCUGUGGGGACUGUGGAUCAGCUGUCUACAAGACGCAUGGGCUUUUCCCGGAGAAAGUUGUCUUGCUCGCGGGUACGCUCGACGAUGCGGAUGGCUUGGAACAGGCAAAACCUCAAGUUGAGCUGUUUGUCAAACACCGUCCAUCGUGGCUAAAUGGCCUUGAUUGGGCUGAUCAGAAAAUGGAAUUUUGA